Pseudoliparis swirei is the source of this 1116-nucleotide messenger RNA. RefSeq names its product deoxyribonuclease I-like 1 (gene dnase1l1). Gene Ontology annotation, biological process: DNA catabolic process. Gene Ontology annotation, molecular function: DNA nuclease activity. The transcript is spliced from 9 exons. The record is from RefSeq and is a predicted model, not a curated record. Lineage: Eukaryota; Metazoa; Chordata; Actinopteri; Perciformes; Liparidae. Gene Ontology annotation, cellular component: nucleus. Bases 102 to 1028 code for a protein of 308 amino acids.
GUGUGUGUGACUAAGUGUUUGAGACAGAGCGAGAGAGUAGGAGAGAAAGAACACAUGACUGACUGUUCACUGGCCGGAGCUCAGAGGAACAGCUCUGUGCCAUGCGGUCCUUCCUCCUCCUCCUCCUCACCUUCCUGCUGGCUGUGUGUGAGGUUCAACGAGCCUCAGCUUUUCGAAUCUGUGCCUUCAACCUGCAUCACUUUGGGGACUCCAAGUCAAAGAAGAGCGAUGUGAUGCACACCCUCACCAGGAUUAUCGCUCGCUGUGAUGUGUGUUUGCUCCAAGAAGUGAGAGACGCACAAGGGAACGCUGUACCACUGCUGCUCCGCCAGCUGAACAGGUACGACCCUGAACACGACUACGCUGCAGUGGCCAGUGAGCGGCUGGGCCGGACCUCCUACCAGGAGCAGUACGUGUUUGUUUACAGGACGGACACGGCGACGCUCACCGGCCGGUAUCAAUACCCAGACGACCGGCUGGGAGAUGUGGACGCUUUCUCCAGAGAGCCUUUCGUUGUCCGCUUCAAAGCCCCCCAGACAGAUAUACGGGAGUUUGUGCUCAUCCCUCAGCACACCACGCCAGCCAACGCCACCAGAGAGCUGGACGCCCUGUACGACGUGCUGCAGCAUGUGAAGGCCAUGUGGACCACUCCGAAUGUGAUGCUUCUCGGGGACUUCAACGCUGAUUGUGCCUACCUCGCUAAGAAGAACCGGAAGAACGUGCGCCUGAUUACAGGGAAGAGCCUCUAUUGGCUCAUUCCAGAAAAGACGGACACCACUGUGCGGUCGAGCACCUCCUGCACCUACGACAGGAUUGUGGUGCAUGGGGAACGGUUUGCCAGGGCAGUUGUGCCCCUUUCAGCCAGAGCCUUUAACUUCCAGCUGGAAUACCGACUCUCAGAGGACCAGGCGCUGGAGGUCAGUGACCACUACCCGGUGGAGGUCCUGCUGAAAGACAGCGCACACACAGCCUCCUUCCAAGAUUCAAGAUGUUUUAUUUGUCACAUACACACACAGGGUGUGCAGUGAAAUGAAAGUGGCAAUGCUCAGCAGGAAUGUGCAAGGGCAACAAGUACACACUAUUUACAAAUAAAAAACAACACAAUAUUUACAGUAA